AUGGCUGAAAAUUCAUCAUCCUCAACUCUUACUACUCUACCUUCUUCUUCCUCAAUCUCAACUGUCCUUCCCAUAUCCUUUCCAACUAUUCCUAUCAAACUCAACCGCAGGAACUGCCUGUAUUGGAAAGGAGUAAUGACUCCAUUGCUCACUAUCUAUGGACUUCUUGAUUACGUCGAAGGCAGAGUCGUGGCACCAGAGAGAACAACUACUGGAACAGAUGGAGCAUCACAGAAGAAGUCGGGGGUGACAAUCCGCUUUGCCAAGACCUCUCAUGAAGCCUGGACGUCCUUAGCCACCGCAUUCCUGACCCAAACUGCAGCUCAGGAAGAUCUUCUUGAUCAACAGUGGCGAGACCUAAAGAAAGGGGACCAAUCAAUGGCUAAAUACAUCGGCUCAGUAAAGGAACAAGCUUUGAAAUAUGCUCAGAUAGGAAAACCGAAAUCACCUGCUGCAAUCAACAGACGCAUCUACACGGGUCUUGGUCCCGAUUGGGAACCAAUCGUUCUCACCCAGUCGGACAGAAUGCUCACGAUGAGCACUGACGAGCUCCAGUCCCUCCUAGUCGGCCAUGAGGAGAGAGGCCUCUACACAGCGGCUCAGAAUUCGCAGAUAGCAACACCCUCUCUAGCCCCUCUAUUGGGAAUCCUCGGUUCAGCUCUGGUUGAAAUCCACUAUACUAGUGGCCGCGAGAAUUAG
This is a messenger RNA of Punica granatum (pomegranate), 699 nucleotides long. The record is from RefSeq and is a predicted model, not a curated record. Lineage: Eukaryota; Viridiplantae; Streptophyta; Magnoliopsida; Myrtales; Lythraceae.